Molecule: messenger RNA, 2075 nt
Organism: Leptopilina heterotoma
Lineage: Eukaryota; Metazoa; Arthropoda; Insecta; Hymenoptera; Figitidae
Exons: 2
Coding region: 240-1331 (363 amino acids)
Source: RefSeq, a predicted model, not a curated record
UCUAGUGCACUGCUCAAUGCAUGUUGCUGCUGUUUUACUGGUUUUAGAAGCAUUGAACAGUACUCAGAGGCAUUAAUGUCUGAUCAAUUACCGCUAGUAUAUAUAAGAAUUGAUGUUGCGCAUUUUUUAACAAACUGGGUAGACUUCCUAAAACCAGAAAAAAAGGUGUGAAAAGAUUUUAUUUACUCGCCGUGGGUCAUUUAAUAUUAUCCAGAAGUAUAACAGAAGCAACACAAAUAAUGGAAGCUAUUUGCAUAAUUUCACGAUUUGAAACUGCUGGUGAUGGUGCACAUUUUUUGAAAAAAUCACUGGAUUUUUUAAAAAAUUUGAUUAACAAUUCGCCUCAAGAACUUGAAGAAAUGGCAGACUCUAUGUUAGAAGAAAAUGUGAAGAACAAAUUAAUUGAGGAAAAAUUAGCAGUAGAAUCGAAAACUAAAACUAAAGGUUUUCUACAUAAUUGGGCAACUUCGAUUAAAAGAAACGUCGAUCAAAUUCUAAAAAAAGAAAAAGGCGAUGACUUGAAUCCUCGGCAUUGUCCAAGGGUAGAAACUCGACUGAUGAAAUUAAUAUAUACUAUACCAGUUUGGUCUUGUAUCCGGCGUGACGAUUUCGGUUAUGGAAGAGUUCCAGCGAGCAGUGCACCAGUCGAAGCUGAAAUAAAAACUUUAAAACAGCAGAUUAAAAAAAAACAAGAACGAUUAGACGUUGCUGUCGAAAAUAUCGUAAACUAUUAUAAAGGCAAAUUGAAGUUAAUUGAUUGUUCUAAUAAGUCUGAAAAUAACAAAAGCGAAAAUGUCCACCGUGAAUCCGCAGAAGCUGCAGAACUGAACAAUUCAAUUUGUCUUUCUAAAGAUUCUGAAGUUGAAGAUGAAGUUGCUCAGAAACAAAGUUGUUCAAAAGACAUUUCGAUCGAAUCGACUAAACAAAAUUUUUGUGACAGAAGUCCAUUAAAAGAUUUAUCGUCUUCAUAUAAUAGCAAUGUGAAUACAGCAUGUCUGGCCUGCGCGAAUGGAGAUUUUCCCACCGGUAGCCACAUUUGUCUUAUUUGUAAAAAAAAUUUCCAUAUAUUGGAUGGAUGUUCUAUCAGAAUAGAAGGAAAAGACGAAGGUCAUGGAGAAAGAAGAUUGUGCAUUGAAUGUGAUAGUAGUUCUACAAAAGAUACGCAAAUUGGUCUUAAUAACAUCGAAAAUUGGAGAAAUUUAGGGCGUCCAAAGAAGCAAAAAAAACAACCUUUGUAUCUUGGCAAGACUAAUCAAAAUUUAGAUGAUUUGCUCACCUCAACCAACUUACGCAGUCUUGCAAUUUUAAAAUAUGGGGAAAAAAUAGCUUGAAAUUAAUAAAUAUAGACCAGUCAUCAUUUUCCUUGUACAACACUUGCCCAAUAGACAGUCUUUUCCAAAUUAUAUUGGCAGGAAUCACAGACAACGAAAAUGUAAAGCGAUAUGUUACUGAAGAAAGACAAUCAAAUAUGUUAUUUGAAAUGGUUUUGCAAGUCUUCGAAAAUGGAAUUACCACAUCUACAUACAAAACACGAGCAAAAAUUUUUCUCGAUUUUUUUAAAAAAAAACCUAAACCCGAUUGUAUUGAGGAAAUUGAAUGUGCUUGUAACGUUGUGUCGUUGGCAGAUUUUCUCUUCAAAUUAACACCUAGCUUUCAAGAAAGUAGUCAAUGUCAAGCUGGAUGUCCCGAACGCAUAAAAUCACUGCAUACAAUCAUGAUUUCUAACAAGGAAUUAAAUCUUUCUUUGGAAAAUGUAAUUACUGAUCAUGUUAUUAUUUCAGGUGUUAAAUGUCGGAAAAAUAAUUGCGUAAACGUAGAAGACAACCAAACUCACAAAAUUGGAAAUAUUACUGUAAUUGGUGUCGACAUGGAUCAAAAAUUUGAAUUAAGUUCAAUCCCAACGGAAUACGUAUGUCCAAAAAGUGGUGAUUCCUACUUCCUCUUAGGAGUUGUAGAGUAUAAAGGACCCACCAUUCAAGUCCGUAGUAGAAUGUAGAAAACAAAUUGGACAUUACACUGCAAUCGCCAAACGACACAUCAAUUGGGUUAUUUACGAUGAUAAGAUCCAGGAAGCA